GAACACGCAGCGCAGCUCAGGGAGCGCGCAGGGUGGCAAUCGGUGGAUCACGGAAAGAGCCGAACAUGUCGGCUUGGUCAUGUGAUCAGCUGUGUGCAAUCACAGCUGAUCACAUGGGACAUGUACACUGAUCAUCAGGGCACUGAUGAUCAGUGUGCCCUGAUGAUCAGUGUGGCCCCAGAAGUGCCACCUGUCAGUGCUCAUCAGUGCCAUAUGCCAGUGUCCAUCAGUGGCACGUGCCAGUGCCCAUCAGUGCCACAUCAAUGCCACAUAUCAGUGCAUACCAGUGCACAUCAAUGCCACAUAUCAGUGCCCAUCUGAGCUGCCUUUCAAUGUCGCCCAUCAGUGCUGCCAAUCAGUGCCACCUAACAGUGCCAGUCAGUGUCGUCAGUCAGUGCCGCAUAUCCGUGCCAUAUAUCAGUGUCAUGUAUCAGUGCUGCCUUUCAGUGCCCAUCAGUGAUGCCU
Staurois parvus is the source of this 465-nucleotide messenger RNA. NCBI's taxonomy places the organism in Eukaryota, Metazoa, Chordata, Amphibia, Anura, Ranidae. The record is from the annotation of a GenBank genome assembly.